Messenger RNA from Aureobasidium pullulans EXF-150, 1500 nucleotides. RefSeq lists its product as uncharacterized. The transcript has 2 exons. The record is from RefSeq and is a predicted model, not a curated record. Bases 1 to 1500 code for a protein of 499 amino acids. Lineage: Eukaryota; Fungi; Ascomycota; Dothideomycetes; Dothideales; Saccotheciaceae.
AUGUGGACACGAAGUGGUGCGCAUUCGCUCUCAAACUGGGUUAAUUCGACAAUCUCCCAGGCUUCGACAUGGGAUACCCUAGCCGAGCCUCUACGACUGGACGGCUCUGCUGUCCAGAGUACGGAUCGCAUUGUUCUGUGGUCAGCGGACCGUGCCGACGGACCUUAUUAUCUCGACGGUCUGGCUAUCACCAUCGCUUCCAACUACACUAUCACUUAUCCACAGCAUAGCAUAUCACACACGAUGGAUGUUGGCAUGCUGUCGCUGCAUACUGGAUCUGACACGGUGAAUUGGACCUCAAACAAUGGCUCGCAAGUGUCUUAUGAUCAGUACUUGUACAAAGCCUACACAAUGGGAGACAUCCCAUCUAUCUCUUACGGCCUCCACGUGGGAUCUGUAUAUCCGCCGGUGCCCGGGAGCCUAAUUCUGGGUGGUUACGAUCGGUCUCGAUGCAUCAGCACCCUCAUCGUUUCAAGCGAAAACAAGUUUACGCUCGCUGAAAUAGACUUGGAAGUCACCUCGGGAGGCUGGCCUUUCGUGAAGAAACAAUCAGCUUCUGACUCCAACCUCCUGCUUGACGGCAAUACUGGGAGCAACAGCUCGCUGACAGUGAUUCCGAACCCUGGAGUACCGUAUCUUUAUUUACCUGGCAACACCUGCAAAUUGAUAGCGAGUUUUCUUCCGGUCGCACUCGACGAAAAUCUUGGACUCUAUGUUUGGAAUACGACGGAUCCGAGCUUCAAGAGAAUCAUGACAUCUCCAUCUGCAAUCAAAUUUUCUUUUCGCACCGAUCCCGGGCUCGAGGACAUUUCAGUUCCUUUUGCAUUGUUGAAUUUGACAUUGGAUUACCCUCUCGCGAAUACACCGAAGCAAUACUUUCCUUGUUCUCCAUAUACACCAUCAGAUGGCUCGACCUACCACUUAGGGCGUGCGUUCCUGCAAGCAGCAUUUCUUGGAGAAACCGGACAGACGCAAAAGGUGUUCCUAGCUCAAGCACCUGGACCUGGAGCGAAGGAUGAGGUUAUAACGAAACUCGCAUCCACUGACAGCACAUUGACGGCUAUGGCGAACCCACCGACGUGGAAUGCGACAUGGACAGACUAUCUGAGAGCACUGCCAGAUGACAGCACUAGCACGACUUCAUCGACUCCGGAUGGCUCCAACGGAUUGAGUGGAGGCGCAAUAGCAGGAAUUGUGAUAGGUGCGGUUGGCGGUAUCGCGAUAUUCGCAAUGGCAGUCUUUAUUGUCAUGCGACGCAGACGCAAGUCUCGCAAGCCUCAAACGGUACAUUGGGGCGGACAUGGAAGCGCUUUCCAAGACAAGGAUGACCCUUCAGGAGAAGGACCUGUAAGUGAAUCGGCCAGCGACCCCAUCUACGAGGUUGCAUCCGAUCAGGGAAAACGCGACAAGGCAAACGGAGCAGCCGAGAUGGAAGUGCCUGGAUAUAUUGGGGAACUGGAAGGGAGUUAUGCGUAUCGAAGAAGCCAGGUUUUGACUUGA